UAAUAGUUGUUCGAGCCGUAUACAAAGGUCGAGAAAAAAGUGGUGCAUAGAGGAGUGAGAAUCAGAAGGAAUAGUGAGAGUGAGAUUGUUAACUAGAGAUUAGUGAGAGUGAGAGUGAGAACUAAGUAAAAGAUUAGUGACAAGUGAGAAACUCAGCAAACGAUUAGUUACAAUACUAAAAUAAACAGUAUAGUUAGUGAAUAAUAUAAUACAUAUGGCUAACGAAGAGUACGUAACGGAUGAUUCAAGUUCCGAUUUUACGGAAUACUGGAUAGAUUUAUUCUUAGGCAUAAAGGGUAAUGAAUACUUUUGUGAUGUGGACGAUGAGUAUAUUAGGGAUCGAUUUAAUUUAACCGGUUUAAAUCAAGAAGUUAGUAAAUUACCAACUUUAAUUGAUAUAAUUACUGAUCUUAUUGAUAUCGAACUGCAACCAGAAGAACAUAGAGAUGCUCUAGAACAUAAUGCCAGAAUUUUAUAUGGUCUUAUUCAUGCUCGGUAUAUCCUUACUUCACGAGGGUUAAAUAAAAUGUUUGAAAAAUUUAGAAAUGGUGAUUUUGGUUAUUGUCCAAGAGUUCAUUGUCAGUUACAUCCUCUUUUACCUAUUGGACUUAAUGAUCAACCUAGAUUAGCUUCAGUAAAAUUAUAUUGUGCAAAAUGUGAAGAUUUAUUUAAUCCAAAGAGUGGGAGACAUUCUGUCAUUGAUGGUGCUUAUUUCGGUACAUCUUUCCCAGCUAUGUUCUUUCAAAAUUUCCCACAAGUCAUUCCAGUACAUCCUAAGGAAACUUAUGUUCCUAAAGUGUUUGGAUUUAAACUUCAUGAAUAUUCAAAGUUGAGUAGAUGGAGACAAUUUCAAAGAAUUAGUUUAGAGAAGAGAUUGGUGAGUCAUGGCAUAGAAGUAGUAAAUGUACCGGGAGGAUUCCUAGUGGAUGGACCCCGAGAAGAAGAUUCACAGCAGUAGCGUAGUUAAUAUACAAGCAGUAUUAGUGUAAUUAAUAUAUAUAUAUAGUAAUAAUAUUAUUCCACUAGUGUUUGUAA
Messenger RNA from Scheffersomyces amazonensis, 1035 nucleotides. It is a transcript of the gene CKB2, whose product is annotated as casein kinase 2 regulatory subunit. The transcript has a single exon. Gene Ontology annotation, biological process: regulation of transcription by RNA polymerase III. NCBI's taxonomy places the organism in Eukaryota, Fungi, Ascomycota, Pichiomycetes, Serinales, Debaryomycetaceae. The record is from RefSeq and is a predicted model, not a curated record. Bases 215 to 958 code for a protein of 247 amino acids. Gene Ontology annotation, cellular component: UTP-C complex; protein kinase CK2 complex; cytoplasm. Gene Ontology annotation, molecular function: protein kinase regulator activity.